CCUCUGUCACUUCCUGAAUCCCGCUUCCUGCUUCCCAGAGGCCGGGAUCCGGAGCCGCCCGAAGUCAGUGCCGCAGCCCCUGGCGCCCCCGACAUGUCCUUCCGCAAAGUGGUCCGGCAGAGCAAAUUCCGCCAUGUGUUCGGGCAGCCGGUUAAGAACGACCAGUGCUAUGAGGACAUUCGCGUGUCCCGUGUUACCUGGGACAGCACCUUUUGCGCCGUCAACCCCAAGUUCCUGGCGGUGAUUGUGGAAGCCAGUGGUGGGGGUGCCUUUCUGGUGCUCCCCCUAAGCAAGACGGGCCGAAUUGACAAGGCCUACCCGACGGUGUGCGGGCACACGGGGCCUGUCCUGGACAUCGACUGGUGUCCCCACAAUGACGAAGUCAUCGCCAGUGGCUCAGAGGACUGUACGGUCAUGGUGUGGCAGAUCCCAGAGAACGGGCUGACCUCCCCGCUGACGGAGCCGGUGGUGGUAUUAGAGGGGCACACCAAGCGGGUGGGCAUCAUUGCCUGGCACCCAACAGCCCGCAAUGUGCUGCUCAGUGCAGGCUGCGACAACGUGGUACUCAUCUGGAACGUGGGCACGGCGGAGGAGCUGUACCGCCUGGACAGCCUGCACCCUGACCUCAUCUACAACGUCAGCUGGAACCGCAACGGCAGCCUGUUCUGCUCAGCAUGCAAGGACAAGAGCGUGCGCAUCAUCGACCCCCGCCGGGGCACCCUGGUGGCAGAGCGGGAGAAGGCUCACGAGGGUGCCCGGCCCAUGCGGGCCAUCUUCCUGGCCGACGGCAAGGUGUUCACCACAGGCUUCAGCCGAAUGAGUGAGCGGCAGCUGGCACUCUGGGACCCCGAAAACCUCGAGGAGCCCAUGGCCCUGCAGGAACUGGACUCAAGCAAUGGGGCCCUGCUGCCCUUCUACGACCCUGACACCAGCGUGGUCUACGUCUGUGGCAAGGGUGACUCCAGCAUCCGGUACUUUGAGAUCACCGAGGAGCCCCCCUACAUCCACUUCCUGAACACAUUCACCAGCAAGGAGCCCCAGCGGGGCAUGGGCAGCAUGCCCAAGCGGGGCCUGGAGGUCAGCAAGUGCGAGAUCGCCCGGUUCUACAAACUGCAUGAGCGCAAGUGUGAGCCCAUUGUCAUGACUGUGCCAAGAAAGUCGGACCUCUUCCAGGAUGAUCUGUACCCGGACACAGCCGGGCCUGAGGCAGCCCUGGAGGCUGAGGAGUGGGUGAGCGGGCGGGACGCUGACCCCAUCCUCAUCUCUCUGCGGGAGGCGUACGUGCCCAGCAAGCAGCGGGACCUGAAGAUCAGCCGGCGCAAUGUGCUGUCAGAUGGACGGCCCGCUGUGGCCCCAGGCGCCUCCCGCCUGGGGGCCCCUGCAUCUGCCACCACUGCUGCUGAUGCCACCCCCAGUGGCAGCCUGGCCAGAGCCGGGGAGGCUGGGAAGCUGGAGGAGGUGAUGCAGGAGCUUCGGGCCCUGAGGGCACUGGUCAAGGAGCAGGGGGAGCGCAUCUGCCGCCUAGAGGAGCAGCUGGGCCGCAUGGAGAACGGGGAUGCCUAGGGGCACAGCCAUGUGCCCCCUUCCCACUCAGCUUCUGCUGGCUGGUGGCACCGGGCUGGCUGGCUGGCUGCCAGGGCCUCUGAGGCAGCAGGGGUCAGUUCCCACCCCAACCCAUCCCAGGCCCAGGCCGAAGCCACCACCCAGCUUUCCUCAUUGUUGCUGUGGAGGAUUUCUACGCCCAAGCGAGCUCCUCGACCUCUGAGGGACCAUCUCCCUCACCACGGCCCAGACCUCCCUCCCCAGAGGAAGCAGGAGGGUGGGCUCUAUAUUUUCAUUCCAAAAUAAAAUUCUCUUUCUAAAAGCCA
Saimiri boliviensis boliviensis (Bolivian squirrel monkey) is the source of this 1868-nucleotide messenger RNA. It is a transcript of the gene CORO1B, whose product is annotated as coronin 1B. Gene Ontology annotation, molecular function: actin filament binding. NCBI's taxonomy places the organism in Eukaryota, Metazoa, Chordata, Mammalia, Primates, Cebidae. The record is from RefSeq and is a predicted model, not a curated record. Gene Ontology annotation, biological process: cell migration; actin filament organization.